Messenger RNA from Malania oleifera, 1510 nucleotides. RefSeq names its product sorbitol dehydrogenase-like. NCBI's taxonomy places the organism in Eukaryota, Viridiplantae, Streptophyta, Magnoliopsida, Santalales, Ximeniaceae. Gene Ontology annotation, molecular function: oxidoreductase activity, acting on the CH-OH group of donors, NAD or NADP as acceptor; zinc ion binding. The transcript is spliced from 6 exons. The coding region runs from base 253 to 1356 and encodes 367 amino acids. The record is from RefSeq and is a predicted model, not a curated record.
GACUCAUCACAUUGUGUAUGAUCUUUAGAUUAAGAUGACUCAUCGGUAUGCUUAUCCUUACGCUUGAUUUUUUUUUUUUUUUUUUCUUUUUUGAGGGCUAUCCCGACACUUGUCUUUCCGGUAUUCCCACUUUCUUCCCAUAUAUUUCUUGAAUAAAACGAACCUUAAAAUAGACUAAACCUCCACUGUCCCAGACUCAACUGUACGAAGCUUUAGAAUCAAUUUUCAGUGUGUGAGAGAGAGAGAGAGCAAAUGGGUAAGGGAGGGAUGUCUCGAGGGAGUGGUGGGGAAGGCAAUGAUGGAGGAGAAGAGAACAUGGCUGCUUGGCUAAUUGGUGUCAACAUCCUCAAAAUUCAACCUUUCAAGCUUCCUCCUCUUGGACCCCGUGAUGUUAGAGUCAGAAUGAAAGCUGUUGGUAUCUGUGGAAGCGAUGUUCAUUACCUCAAGCACUUGAGAUGUGCAGAUUUUAUUGUGAAAGAACCAAUGGUGAUUGGGCAUGAGUGUGCUGGGAUUAUAGAAGAUGUUGGGAGCGAGGUGAAAUCUCUGUUGCCGGGUGAUCGUGUGGCAUUGGAGCCUGGGAUCAGCUGCUGGAGAUGCAACCUCUGUAAAGAAGGCCGGUACAAUUUAUGCCCUGAGAUGAAGUUUUUCGCAACUCCGCCUGUUCACGGUUCUCUUGCCAAUCAGGUCGUGCAUCCUGCUGAUUUAUGUUUUAAACUGCCUGAGAAUGUGAGCGUGGAGGAAGGAGCAAUGUGUGAACCUCUGAGUGUGGGUGUUCAUGCUUGCCGUCGUGCGAACAUUGGUCCAGCGACAAAUGUGCUGAUUAUGGGAGCUGGACCCAUUGGACUUGUAGCGAUGCUAGCAGCUCGUGCUUUUGGAGCCCGAAGAAUUGUGAUUGUGGAUGUGGAUGAAAGCCGUUUAUCUGUUGCAAAGGAUAUUGGAGCGGAUCAAGUCAUUAAAGUCUCAACAAAUAUUCAGGAUGUGGCUGAAGAAGUAGUUCUGAUCCAUAAAGUUAUGGGGGGCAGAGUGGAUGUGACUUUUGAUUGUGCUGGGUUUGAAAAAACAGUUUCAACAGCUCUUAGUGCAACUAGUGCUGGUGGCAAGGUGUGCCUUGUGGGAAUGGGCCAUAAUGAAAUGUCUGUCCCUCUUACUCCUGCUGCUGCAAGGGAGGUUGAUGUCGUCGGGAUAUUUCGAUACAAGAACACAUGGCCACUAUGCCUUGAGUUUCUGAGGAGUGGUAAGAUAGAUGUGAAGCCUCUUAUCACUCACAGGUUUGGAUUCUCGCAGAAGGAGGUAGAAGAAGGCUUUGAAACUAGUGCUCGCGGUGGCAAUGCCAUUAAGGUCAUGUUUAAUCUGUAGAUGCUGCUAUUUCUUUCAUGAAGCUUCUGCUAUGUGGAUAUUAAACUUAUAAGAAGAAGAAGAAGAACUUAAAAUUACAUCAUUUAACUUCUUGCAACCGUCAAUCCUCGUAUUAUUGUUGCUAAUAAAGCUCAGAUGCCAAUGCCUUUAGAUA